This is a messenger RNA of Drepanopeziza brunnea f. sp. 'multigermtubi' MB_m1, 165 nucleotides long. Lineage: Eukaryota; Fungi; Ascomycota; Leotiomycetes; Helotiales; Drepanopezizaceae. The record is from RefSeq and is a predicted model, not a curated record.
AUGUCCGUCCCCAACUACUGCCACCACAGCUUCAACCUCCUCAAGUCCGAGUCGACCCUGAUCCAAUGGACCUGCGCGAUGUGCCAUACAGGACCCCACUGGUACAUCUUCGAGUGCAAAUACUGCAGAUUGAAGACCUGCCGCCCAUGCACCAACAAGGUCUGA